Molecule: messenger RNA, 786 nt
Organism: Rosa rugosa (rugosa rose)
Lineage: Eukaryota; Viridiplantae; Streptophyta; Magnoliopsida; Rosales; Rosaceae
Exons: 1
Coding region: 1-786 (261 amino acids)
Source: RefSeq, a predicted model, not a curated record
AUGGCAGAAGAACAACAUAAGGGUGUGGUUAGUAGCAACAUGGAAGUCAUAGCUGCUAUUCAAGAUAUGGCAAGUGCAAUAAGGGAAAAUCACAAUGGUAAUCAUCAAGAAGGUAAUGAAGAACGAGUUAUGAGAAUACAAGGUGAAUUUCGUAAGGCCCGACCUCCUAUAUUCAAGGGUACCUUAGAUCCCAUGAUAGCUGAAGAAUGGUUGAGACAAAUGAAGAGAACCCUGAAUAAUCAAAAAGUGCCGGAAGAUUUGAAAGUAAUUAUUUCAAGUACUUACUUGGAAGGUGCAGCUUAUCACUGGUGGGAAUCAGUUCUUGCUACUCCAGACACUGAAAUUACAACCUGGGAUGCAUUUGAAGUUAUUUUUCUUGAGAAAUAUUUCCCAGACACAGUAAAGCAAGCCAAGGCAAAAGAGUUUAUGUUUCUAUCUAAAGGGGAAAUGACAGUAGCUGAAUACCAAGGUAGAUUUGAGGAACUUAUGCGGUUUGCUCCAGGUAUUAUUCCCAAUGAGGCUGCCAAAGCAAAGAAAUUUGAGGAAGGACUUAAUCCUAAGAUUAGGGAGAAAGUAUCAAUUCUAAAGUUAUUGAAAUAUUCAGAAGUGGUAGACCGAGCACUUAUUGUUGAACGUAGUAUUCAAGAAACAAAAAGGGUUUGGAAUUCUGGGAGUACUAGUGGACAGUUCAAACGCCAGAAUUUUGGACCUUCCAGAAAUAAUUUCCAGAGAUCAUACAAAUCUUUUGGGACAUCUCCAUAUACAAAAUUCUGUUACUACUGCUGA